AUGUCAGUUGCGAAUAUUGAAAAGGCAGAGUCUCUUCUUGGAGAUAUCAAACUAAAAAAAAUUUCGCAGGGGGCUGAAGCAAUUAUAUUUCUAGCUAAUGAGCAUCCAUAUUCAAAUGAGAGAAACUGCCCAACUAUUGUGAAAUAUAGACCAAGAAAACUUUACAGAUACCCAGUACUAGACUUGCAAAUUGUUAAGCAAAGAACCGCUUCUGAAUCAAGAAUUAUUUUCAAACUUUUCCAGAGUUCAGUGAUUGAGUUUAAUAAAUUGGAAAAGAAGAAAAAUAGUGAGAAGAUUGAUAGAUCUCUUGUGAACUAUGUGAUCAACAACGGGGGUGUCAACUGCCCAAAGCUUAUUGGGUUGGAUGUGUACAAUGGAUUUAUUUUUAUGGAUUAUAUCAACGAUACAUUGGUAAACGGCGAAUCUUCUUCCUUGAAAAACCAUCUUUGGUUGUUGGAAAAGACUUUUGCCGAUUCGUUGAGUGAAAAGUUAACGGUUCAUAAUUGUCAGAGUAUUGUUGCUUCAAGAGAAAUUGAGCGUGAAGUAGUGGCUUUAAAUCUGAAAAUAAAGGAUUUACUUGUACUUACCGGUAUUCAGUUGGGAAAUAUGCACAUGUUUGAUGUUAUUCACGGUGAUUUGACCUCCUCUAAUAUUAUUCUAAAGAAAUAUGAUUCCGAGAAUAAUAAUGAUGAACUACAGCCUUUAUAUAUUCCAUAUCUUAUAGAUUUUGGCCUUUCUUCACAGUCCAGCUUGACUGAAGAUAAAGCUGUUGAUUUAUAUGUGUUGGAGAAGGCUUUGGAAAGUACACAUCCACUUUUCUCAAAGGAUUAUUCAAAAUGGGUAUUAGAGGGUUAUGAAUUAGCUUACGAGAUGAAGGGUAAACGAGAAAAUGCUGCCAAACCAUACAGGGUUAAACAUCGCGAAAUUUAUAAAAGACUAGAAGCCGUUAGACUAAGAGGCAGAAAGAGAUCCAUGAUUGGGUGA
Molecule: messenger RNA, 984 nt
Organism: Saccharomycopsis crataegensis
Lineage: Eukaryota; Fungi; Ascomycota; Saccharomycetes; Ascoideales; Saccharomycopsidaceae
Gene: BUD32
Product: serine/threonine protein kinase BUD32
Exons: 1
Coding region: 1-984 (327 amino acids)
Biological process (GO): protein phosphorylation
Cellular component (GO): EKC/KEOPS complex; nucleus; cytosol
Molecular function (GO): ATP binding; protein serine/threonine kinase activity
Source: RefSeq, a predicted model, not a curated record